AUGGCUGGGACUCGAUGGAGGUGCCCCGAAUGUCACGAAAUGCGGGCGCCCAAGACCUAUUGGCGACACCAAAAGUAUGGUUGCCCAUCUCUUCGGAGAAGGGCCUCGAAACUUCGCACCGCGGCCGAGGCAACACUCACCAGGCUACGACGACUUGGGUUGGUUGCCCGCUCCCCACCACCACAUUGCCCAUUGCCACACUUUAACCGACGACACCCUCCCAAUGUCCCGCCUCCCCCUGCAUUUUGCGAACUCCUUCAAUCACCUGCACUGCCCGUUGUUGAUCACGCAAUGGGAGAACCUGGGUUUGACCCCAACUUCCGAUUCGUCACCCCUGGGGCUGGCCCUGGGCCCUCCAGUCGAGAGCAGUCCCCUCGAUUUGCCCCAUACAACCCCGCUGAGGAGGAGGAGGAGGAGGAGGAGGAGGACCCACUGGCCGCCUUACCUUGGAUGCACGGCAUUGCGCCACACGACUACUACGAGUUAAUUGUACAGGAGGAGUUGUUACGCAAAGGGGGUUUACGGCUACCAGAUUACCACCGACUGACGGUCCAGGCAUUCAACUACAAGGUUGAUACCGACAUCAGUGGGCGCGCGUACAGCAAACUGCCGCGCGCUUUCCCCGACCACCUCGCCAACUUGCCCAUGGAACCCAAGCUUCAGAGGCAGAUAGACAAGAUAUCAGCCUUUGGUGCGAGGGCAAUCCACUGCUGCAUCAACUCAUGCAUCGCAUACACUGGUGUAUACCAGCGGCUUGAGUUGUGCCCAUGGUGUGGUGAAGCACGGUACACAGCACACCGCAAGAACCCUGUUCGCCGUGUCCCGCGGCAAACUUUCCACUACCUCCCCCUUAUCCCACGUCUGAUAAACCUUUUCCGCAGCCCUCCUAUGGCCGAGUUGCUCCAAUAUCGAUCGCGGCGGCGGCCCAAACCCAACACCCUCUCUGACAUCUUUGAUGGCCGCUAUUACCUUCAACUCCUUCAGGAGUUUGUAUAUUUGGGUGGUACACGACUGGGUCAUCGAUUCUUCUCAAGCAAUACCAACAUGGCCCUUGGGCUCUCUACUGAUGGCGUAGGCCCCUUCAAGACGCGGAAGCAGCAAUGCUGGCCACUAAUCAUUAUCAAUUAUAACCUCCCACCCUCAAUUCGAACGCGUCUUGAGAACAUUUUGUGUCUUGGCGUGAUUCCCGGCCCACGGACCCCAAAGGAACUUGACACAUUCCUCGAGCCUUUCAUCGAUGAGCUUGAGGAACUUGCACGUGGAGUGCCAGCAUUUAAUGCAGCCAAUCGUCAUCCCUUUGUGCUCCGUGCCUACCUCAUUGCUGCGUUUGGUGAUAUGCCUGCAGUUGCCAAAAUGAUGGAGAUGAAAGGUCCCAAUGGCAAACUGCCCUGUCAAGCCUGUAAGAUUCACGGCGGACAGUUCAACGCUAGGCACUACUUCCCCCACGCCGUUUUCACCAUUCCAUCCACACGCUCUGGCGUCCCCCACCCAUACUCCCGUCCUACCAGCCGCUCUAGUCGUUGUUCCGUGGCAGCCAACUCCCAACCACCCACUCGCAAAUCAUCUCCCACUCCGCGAAACUUGCCCGGAAUGGAACCAGAGCCGUCCAUUGGCACUCUCCUCGAGGCUAUCCAAGCCCUCUCCACACAAGUUGGGUCCCUCCAGGACCAAGUCAAGUCUCAAGGCGAGCAAAUCACUCAGCUCACCGCCUUAUGCAAGGAGACCAACGACCUCGUUGGAGACAAGGACCAGGGCGGAGCCCAAACAAAGCCUGGCCCAUCGACUGGGCCUACCACUCCUCCCACCCACACGGGAGGAGAAGCCCACACUCCAGCAACGAUUAGGCCUGGACUCAAGGCCCCCUUCCGACCAUCAAGGGGCACAGGUUUUGAUUCAGAAGACAAGGAGGAGCCAAGGCACCCCAAAAAGGAGCCUCAAGGAACGCCUAAACGGCACUUGGGAUCUCUCACCCCUUUUGAUGCAGGGUCCAGCGUAAAGCGGCCAAAGAUGGACCUCCCAGACCCCUAUAAGGGUGAUACCAGGGGACGCAAGGCCACUCAGUGGCUCGAUCGAAUGAUGCUCUGGGUUGCCCUACAUAGGGACCAAUUUGACGAGGAGGAGCAAAUGGUCGUAUGGAUCCUAUACCAUAUGACCGAUAAAGCUGCCGAUUGGGCUCUCCCCAUUAUUGGGGCCAUCAUCAAGGGCGAAGGCAAUCCCCCCACCACCAUCCAGGCCUUAACGGCCAAGUUCAAAGAAGCAUUUGCCGAUCCCGACGCCAAGCGAGCCGCCGCUAGAAAAAUUGCGGCUCUCUCCCAAACAACCACCACCUCCGAGUACGUCACGGAGUUCCGCAAUCUCAUGGCGGAAUUGGACUGGAACAAGGAGGCCUAUAUUGCGCAGUUCACGCGAGGCCUCCACUGGAAGGUCAAGGAACUGCUAUCAACCAAGGAUAGUAUUCCCGAUGAACUCGAGGCAAUUUUUGCGGCAUCUAUUAAGAUUGACAACAUUUGCCGCGAAAAUGAGGAGAACCGUCCCAAAAAGGCACCUGCCAAAUCCCCGGCCACCGUGGCCACUACUUCCACCACUACCACCCAACGGGUCCGCCUCUCAGAGGACCCAAAUUAUGUCACACCGGAAGAAAGGGACCGCCGCCGUGCAUCCGGGCUGUGCAUGAAAUGCGGCCAGAAGGGCCACGGCAUCAAGCAAUGCCCCAACGGGUGGAAAGCCACAGUCAAAGAGGUGGCUAAGGUUGCUGAGGAUGUCGAGUUGGGAAAAGAAUAA
This is a messenger RNA of Rhizoctonia solani, 2781 nucleotides long. Its product is annotated as Retrotransposon-derived protein PEG10. The record is from RefSeq and is a predicted model, not a curated record. The coding region runs from base 1 to 2781 and encodes 926 amino acids. Gene Ontology annotation, molecular function: zinc ion binding; nucleic acid binding. The transcript is spliced from 4 exons. NCBI's taxonomy places the organism in Eukaryota, Fungi, Basidiomycota, Agaricomycetes, Cantharellales, Ceratobasidiaceae.